Molecule: messenger RNA, 585 nt
Organism: Acanthosepion pharaonis
Lineage: Eukaryota; Metazoa; Mollusca; Cephalopoda; Sepiida; Sepiidae
Source: the annotation of a GenBank genome assembly
AUGUGCCUAUUCUGCUGUUUUUCUUAUUUUCUUAUUAUUAUUUACUUUUUCCUCUAUUAUAUUUUAUUUUUCGUCUUAAUUUUCUUUUUCUAUUUAUCUGCGUUUUGUCUACUUUUUACUUUUCUUCUUUUCUUCUAUUUUAUUUCUUCUUUUCUUCUCCUGCAUUUUUCAUGUUUUUUUUCUUUCUUCUUUUUACUAUUAUUUAUUAUUCUGUUUUCUUCCUUUUUCCUUCCUUUAUUUUAUGUUUCUUUUCUUCUUCUAUUUUCUAUUUUACAUCUUUUUUUUUCUAUUUCAUUUUUUCCAUUUCGCUUAUUCUUUUCUUAUUCUUACACUGUACUUUUUAUUUUGGCUUCUAUUUUCUAUUUCAUCUUUUAUUUUUCCUCUACUUUCCUUGAUUUAUUUUUCUAUUUUUCUUAUUUUCUUCAUAUCAUUUACGUUUUCUUUCCCACUCAUUAUUCUUUUUCUGCUAUAUUCAUCUUCUCUUCCUUUUUCUUUAUUUCCGGCUUCCAUUUUCUUCUUCGUCUCCUAUUUUACUUAGUCUUUUCUUGUUAUUUAUAUUUUUCAUUUUCUCCGAUUUUCUUCUAA